GACCGGCCUCGGCAACGCGCGCAGGACGCCGGGCUGGGCGACUGAGGGGUGCAGGGAAGGGAGCCGCCAGGAGCCUGCUUGGGCGGGAAGAGGAGCGCAGGCCGCGGAGGAGAAGGAUGGAAGCGAGACCCCGCUGAGACCAGCGCGGGGCCACUGGCCGGGAUCAACAUGUGUCUGCGCAUAGGUAGCCUGAAUGUGGAUGAGUUCCGGAAGGUGCUGAUGAAGACGGGUCUGGUGCUGGUUGUGCUGGGUCACGUGAGCUUCAUUGCAGCCGCCGUGCUCCAUGGUACCAUGCUUCGCUUCGUAGCCACCACCAGUGACGCUGUGGUUCUACAGUACUGCGCAGUGGACAUCCUCUCUGUCACCUCUGCCAUUGUGGUCAUUGUUGCAGGAAUUUCGACCAUCGUCUUGUCACGCUACCUCCCCAGCACCCCCUUGCGCUGGACCGUGUUUAGCUUGAGUGUGGCCUGUGCUCUUCUCUCUCUGACCUGUGCCCUUGGACUCCUGGCCUCCAUUGCAGUGACCUUCGCCACCAAGGGUAGAGCACUAUUGGCGGCCUGUACUUUUGAGAACCCUGAACUCCCAACACUGGCACCUGACUGUCCUUUUGACCCUACUCGAAUUUAUAGCUCUAGCCUGUGCCUCUGGGCCAUCUCUCUCAUAUUCUGUCUGGCGGAGAGUAUGUCUGCCGUGCGCUGCGCCCAGCUCAUGCAUGGACUACUGGAACUAAGGCCCUGGUGGGGGAAGAGCUGCCACCACACGAAGCCCUUCCUUCUUCCAAUUUGAGGGUGUCCUGAAGAUAGAGACCCCAGGCAGAGGGAAACAACCAAGUUCCUGUGUCUGCAGAUACAAGCAAGCCCAGAGCCCCUGGAUGCUCAUGACCUAUUGAGCUGCGCCAGUUCUUGCAGCUGACCCUCUGACACUUCAGCAGCGCCAUGGCUACUGAGGCACGUGACCACACCUGUAUUGACCCGUGCCCAACCAGCCAUGGAAGUUUAGUGGGAUCCAGGAUUCCUAGAGCACGCCCAUGAAAAGUCAAUGGACUACUGGGGACGUGGGAGAGGGCUUUGAGCGCCCUCCCCUGGCCACCGAGUACAAUGCACUGAAACAAGACUUUAUUUUGAAGUUAUUAAAAAGAACCAAGAUGC
This is a messenger RNA of Mus musculus (house mouse), 1148 nucleotides long. RefSeq names its product transmembrane protein 54 (gene Tmem54). The coding region runs from base 169 to 786 and encodes 205 amino acids. Gene Ontology annotation, cellular component: membrane. Lineage: Eukaryota; Metazoa; Chordata; Mammalia; Rodentia; Muridae. The record is from RefSeq and is marked validated. The transcript is spliced from 6 exons.